AUGAUAUCACUCAGUGUGAUGACCAUUGCAUCUCCUAUCCAAUUAGCGCGCCGGGCAAUCACAACCGAGCUGCUGGAACGAUUCACCCUAUUCUCCCAAUUUGCUAGCCUAUCGGCCUGUGAUCAAAAUAUCAAUCAAACGGGCCAAAGGCUGACCUGCGACUAUGGCACUUGUGGACUCGUAGAAGCCGAUAACACGACGGUAAUCAACACAUUCCACAGUGUCAACGGGCCAACAGGUUACAUCGCCCUAGACCACACGCGGGAACUGAUCCUUUUGACAUUCCGCGGAACGGUAUCUGAAAGCGACGGCAACACAGAUCUUGACAUCGUUCUCACCCCAAUUGAUGAGGUUUGCACUGGAUGCACAGCCCAUCACGGUUUCUGGGUAUACUGGACUGCUAUAGCGAGCCAGGCAACGACCCAGCUUCGAGAUGCAACCAGCUCAUAUCCGGGGUAUAAGUUGACCGUAGUCGGGCACAGUCUGGGUGGGGGGAUUGCGACGUUGGCAGCGACUGUUCUUCGAACACAGGGGUUCAGUCUGGAUGCUUGGACCUUCGGCGCCCCCAAACCAGGGAAUAUGAAGCUGGCCGAAUUCAUCACAAACCAGCAAUCACCAAACAGUAUUUAUCGAGCCACGCAUACUACAGACCCCGUGCCGAAAGUGCCGAUCAAUUUGCCGUUCUUGGAUUGGAGCCAGCCCUCGCCUGAAUACUGGAUUACCCAGGAGACUGGUGUACAAGCCACCGCUGAUGGGGUGCAGCAUGUUGAAGGGAUCAAUAGCAGGGCGGGGAAUGCUGGGUCGGAUCGGGAUUUGAGGUGGCCGAAUCCUGAACAUGGGUGGUAUUUUGGUAACAUGAGCGUCUGCGCAACUCCGAUAGAUGCAUCAUCGUAA
This is a messenger RNA of Penicillium coprophilum, 894 nucleotides long. Its product is annotated as lipase family protein. Gene Ontology annotation, biological process: lipid metabolic process. Bases 1 to 894 code for a protein of 297 amino acids. Lineage: Eukaryota; Fungi; Ascomycota; Eurotiomycetes; Eurotiales; Aspergillaceae. The transcript is spliced from 3 exons. The record is from RefSeq and is a predicted model, not a curated record.